GUUUACAAACAUUGCGUGUGCGACUUAUGCCACUUGCCUCGCAAUUUCCUUGUGAAGUUUCUUGUCAGAAUUGCACUGUUUAAUUAAUUUUUGAGUCAUGUCACACUAUCUUAUUAUAUUUCUCUAUAUUUUAUUUGAUAUCGCAAAUUUUGAUCAGUAAUCAACAUCGCUCAGCUGGAAGUUGACUCUUCAAAAUGAGCUUAUCAGCUCUAAAUCACUUGAAGUCUGAACUCCAGCGCAAAAAAGAAGAUGCGGAGAAAAAAAAGCGGCCUAUGGAAGCUCAUCAUGUGACCCCUAUGGUAAAAAUAGAGCAAGAUAAAGAGAGUAGCAAAGAUACAAAGAAGCUACCAGAAUUAACUGCAGAAGAAGCGGAAAAAGCAAAAAAAGCCAGAGAUAUUUUGGAAGCAAAAGCAAAGCUGUAUGAUUCCCUUGCAGAAGGAAUACAUUUGACCAAGAACAGCAAUCUAUACCUGGUCAACUUUGAACAAAAAGCUGUUGAAGAUUUUGGAAUCCGCGUCUCUAGCAGUGUUUCAAAUCAGGACCGAAUUAUUGAUCUUGCUAAGGAUAUAAAAGACGAAAAGGAAAGCGAAACAAUAGCAAGCAAUGGAUCUGUUGCUGAAACUUCAAAUGCAACUGAAGUCCCCAAAACAAGCUCUGAUAAAGAAUUGCUACAGAAAGCUCGAAACUUUUCUUUCUCUGAUUUACCUUCAGAGAAAGAAUCAAAAGGAACUUUCGAACCAACCAUGAUCUCUCCUGCUAUGCAGCGAGAAAAAAUGCGUCAAAAGUGGGAGGAGGACGAAAAGCUAGCCCGCUCGAAAGACGACAUCCAUUAUCAGGAUAUUUUAUUCGAUGAGGUUCGCAGUCAUGGCACCGGAUAUUUUGCAUUUUCAAAGGAUGAAGAUGAACGCAAAAGACAGCAAGCAGAAUUAGAAGCACUGAGACAGGAGACAAUCAAAAAACAAGAAGAGUUCAGGAAGAUGAGGGGUGAUGCCAGUGAUGAGGGGACCUCAACUGAAACCCCUGAUGAAAAUUCAACAAAUGAAGAAACCGUUAGAGAAUUGACUGAUGAAGAAAAGUUGAAAAAAAUUGAAGAAGCUUUAAGAGCAAUAAAACGUGAAGUCCAUGUUCGAGAAUGGGAUAAAGGCAAAGAAAUCCCUGUUAUGUCGCAGGAGGAAUGGAUCGAAAAGAAAAGAAAUGAACGUGAUCAAGAUUUUGCUCCUCCUGAAAUUUAUUUUGAAAAUCCAACACCAAAUAGGAAACAUAAGCGACCUAUUCAGCUGCCUCCGAAGAAAACUCUCUUCCAAAAGAAACCCAUAAAGGAAGAUGAAAAAUCUGCUGCAGAAGCUGGUUCCCUUCCAAGUCCUAUCGAUUGUCCCACCGGAACUCAGACAGAGAGUACUCCAAAAUCUGAAUCCAGCAAUCAAAGUGAUGAUUUUAAGAUAGAUCAUGCAAGUUCAAUUAAGAGUGUCAAAACCUCUAAGAAAUCUGCAAUGGCUUUACUAGAGCAACAACAAAAUUUAAGUUUAGAUGGUGAUGAAAUCGUCUCAUCUCAAGAUCAAAAUUUAAGUAAAGAAUUGAGUUGUAAUAUUAGAAAUAUUCCUCUGCCGCAAGAAAAUAACUUAUCUACAAAUCAGUCUAGCUCCUCUCUUGACUCUAUACCCCUCCCUUCAGAAAUUCCUAUUCCUCCUCCAAAUGCUCCCUCUGUAUCCAUUAAACCUUUUUUCAUACCAUCAAACUUGGUGCCUAGAAAAUUCGCACCGCCUUCUAAAAAAGUCUCCACUCCGCCUGUUGUAACUCCUUCAAUUGAUUUGUCAUCGACUUUAAAAGAGAUGGACGGAUUGAAGAAAUUGAAAAAUCCUCUCAUUGAUCCAAAAUUGUCACAUUACUUCAAGGAGCCAAAAACCCAAGAGGAUAUCAGUAUUCCUAGUGAUGAGGCGUGCACCGCGGAAAGUAAUGAAAUUAAUGUCACCACCUCCUCUAGUCAUGACCAUGUGCCAAAAAGUGUGCAAGACAAUAGUUCCUCUACAAACGAGAGUUCUAGAAUUAAAUUAGGGAAUUUGAUUAGAAAUCGACCAGCACCAAAAUCUGGUAUGGCUUUACUUGAGGAAAUUAAAAAAUCAACACGAGAUUUCGGACCAGAGGUAGAGACACCGCAUAGCUCUGCAAGUACCUCUCGAAAACGAGGUGCUGAAAUUGCUCCACCAGAGUGUUUAUUACACUCAACACCCCAGUUACCUGUGAGGAAAAAAGGCCUUUUCUCUAAAAAGGAAGAAAUCGCAGACUCCAUCUCAGCCGGUUUACAGACUCUAAAAAAAGUAGAUGAAAAGAAGAAGAAGAAGACUCGAGAAAAGGGUUUAUUAGAUAUUUUAUGAAGAGUGAGAAGAGGUAAAGGAAAGAUUAAUUUCUUUGCCGUUCUUUGCCAUUGUUGUCACCGAGUAGAAACACUUUAUGUUCAGACAUGCUCAAGGUUAGGUUGAUGUAGUUAACGACAAUUAGAUUAUUUUUGGCCUGAUCAAUGUGGCACUUACUCUGGCAGAGGAAGAUCAGGCAAGAAAGAAUCUUAUUGAAACCAUAUACAGCCUGAUGAGGAUACAAUUAAAAAUGACAAGUACCUCUCAUCCGUUAUAAAAAACCAAAAGAACCACGCAUGUCGUGUUGUGUGAUACAAAUCAAACAGAACUCUGGUAAUCCAUUGAAAACAAAAUUGCCAAGCUGACUUGUUCCAGUCUUGAAAACGCGUCCACACUUGAUGCAAGAUUGUAAUCGGGGACUCCCUCCUCCAAUCUUUUACAUCAAGAAUGAAAUUUUUGGAAAUGUGAUACCUUUCCUUAGAUUACAAAAAUACCAUGUUUAAAGUAGGUAUGUUGUGUUCUUGUUUUACUUGUUGAAGUAUGUGAAUAAAAGAGUAUUUUGAUACAUCUUUGAAUUGAUUUCCAA
Bemisia tabaci is the source of this 2937-nucleotide messenger RNA. RefSeq lists its product as uncharacterized. NCBI's taxonomy places the organism in Eukaryota, Metazoa, Arthropoda, Insecta, Hemiptera, Aleyrodidae. Gene Ontology annotation, cellular component: nucleus. The record is from RefSeq and is a predicted model, not a curated record.